GCAGAAAGAGGCACAUGCGCGCAGCAGCUGGGAAGAGGAGCCCGUAUUGUGUGCAGGAAGGUGGAGCGGGAGUGCGCCAGCGGUGACACAGCUUCCGGAGUGCAGUACUGCGCUUGCGUGCCUCUGAUUUCCCUCUUCUCCAGCUGCAGGAAGGGCUUGGGGCUGCAGAACUGUAUCCUCACUAAUGGACCUGGUUGGUUUUGGUUAUGCAGCCCUUGUGACAUUUGGAAGUAUUUUGGGAUAUAGGCGGCGAGGUGGAGUUCCAUCUUUGAUUGGUGGUCUUUGUGUUGGAUUUUUGGCUGGCUAUGGAGCUUACCGUGUCUCUAAUGACAAGCGGGAUGUCAAAAUAUCUCUGUUUACAGCUUUCAUCCUGGCUACCAUAAUGGGUGUGAGAUUCAAGAGGUCCAAGACAAUAGUGCCUGCUGGCCUGGUUGCAGGCUUGAGCCUCAUGAUGAUCCUGAGACUCGUCUUACUGAUGCUCUAGCACCCAGAGGAGCCGAGAACUGAAUUCCCAACAUUCUGCUGUACUGGGAUGAGCUGAUUCUUGUAUUUAAAAUACCAAUUAAAUAUAGAGUGUUAAAUGUCUUAUGCUAAAACAAAAUAUUGACACAUGAAUAUUAAAAACUAGUUAGCAGUGUUUUUUUUCUUUAAAACCUACAUUUUAGCUGUUUCUAAUUGUCAAUCCUGUUGUUUCAAAAAUUGUUACAUAUUUAUUUGCUUUUUCUAAUUUUAUAUCUAUGGAAGUUAGGGGUUUGCUGUUUUCUGUUUUUGACAGUCCCAAAUACUCAUGACUCAAGUAAGUUUAAAUUAAACUGCAGGGUGGUCAGAUAAGAGGGUUCCUUGAGUGGACUACACAGAAUGCUAAUUAGCUAUUUGUCACUUUGAUGCAUUCAAAGUCAUAUUUGUAUUAUUGCCAGUGUUUUUACCUUUGGAUGAAUUCCAUUCUCUGUAAUCAAUGUCCUAAAAGCAUGUAUUCAGUAGUCAAAUAAAGACAUUUUAUUUUAA
Messenger RNA from Nannospalax galili (Upper Galilee mountains blind mole rat), 1005 nucleotides. RefSeq names its product transmembrane protein 14A (gene Tmem14a). The record is from RefSeq and is a predicted model, not a curated record. Lineage: Eukaryota; Metazoa; Chordata; Mammalia; Rodentia; Spalacidae. The transcript is spliced from 5 exons. The coding region runs from base 185 to 484 and encodes 99 amino acids. Gene Ontology annotation, cellular component: mitochondrial membrane. Gene Ontology annotation, biological process: regulation of heme biosynthetic process.